AUGACAAUACGAAAUUAUUUUAUCGAAAAGAUUCCAACGAUUGCAAAAUCUUUUUAUGAUUACUUUAUUGACAUUAUCGAACAAUUCGGAAAUUCGAUUGCAUUGAAUGAUCCGGAAACGAUGAAAUUUGUUACCUAUUCGGAGUUGAUUAAUCGAUCACAGCAAAUGCUCAGUGCACUAGUAAGGCUAGGUAUUCACCACGGUGAUAGAAUUGGUACAUAUGUCGGCAACUCUUCUGAUUAUAUUACUUUUAUGUUAGCUGCUAUUGGUCUUGGAGCUAUUUUGGUACCAUUAAAUCCGGCAUAUAAAACUUAUGAAAUUGAAAAGUAUUUCGAGAAAGCUUCAGUAAAAUGGAUAUUAAUAGAAGAGAAAUUAUUUGAAAAAAUUCGACAUUUAAAAAUGAAGAAUAAGCAAGCAAUAAUUUUCUUUUCUUCUGGAACAACCGGAUUACCAAAAGGAAUUCUUUUAAGCCACGAAACGCUUAUUGCUAAUGUCGAAUUAAUCCGCAAAACUCAGGGAAUCAAAUGUGGAAAAUAUGAAAUGAUUAGUUUGAGUGGAAUGGAUGUGGUAUACGGUGUGCUACCGUAUUUUCAUGCUGGUGGUCUGCUUACUGUAUUCGGUCUUUUAGGAUUAGGUGCUCAAAUAAUUAUAAAUCGAAAAUUUGAUGGUGAACAAUUUCUAGGAACGCUAAGCAAUUAUCAGGUGACAACAGCUUUGUUGGUACCACCUGUGCUGAAGUUUCUUGCAGUUACUCCUAAUCUAAAUCCCGAAGCAUUUCAUUCUCUAAAACAGAUCUUCGUCGGAGCAGCUCACGUUAAUGAGUCACUUAUCGAAAUGGUGAAACAUCGUUUGCCCAGAACAAAUAUUAUUCAGUUAUAUGGUACAACAGAAGCUGGCGCUUUUGUUUUCAUGCAGCCAUUAUAUCCGACAGGAAAAAAUGGAAGUUGCGGAAUUUUAUUGCCAAGUGUUGAAUGCAAAAUUAUGAAGUUAUCGAGUAAUGAAGAAUGUGAAGAAAUGGAAACUGGUGAAGUAUGGCUAAAGACAGCAACAAUGAUGCAAGGAUAUCUCGAGAAGACUACCGAUAUUGACGAUGCUUUUGUUGAUGGAUGGUUUCGAACUGGUGAUUUGGGAUAUUAUGAUUUCGAUCAAUUCAUUUACAUAACUGGUCGUAUUAAAGAGAUGAUCAAAGUUCGCGGUUGGCAGGUAUCACCCUAUGAAAUUGAAGAAACAAUCCAAGAAUUAAAUGAUGUUGAAUUAUGCGUCGUGAUUGGUAUUCCCGAUGAAUACAGUGGAGAGCUACCAAAAGCUUACAUUAAACUUCGUGAUGGUUGUCAAAUGGACGAAAAUACAAUUCAUCAACUUGUGAAUGCUAAAUUUGCGAGUUAUAAGCAACUAAAGGGUGGUAUUCAAUUUGUUAGCAAUAUGCCAAUUAAUAGCGCUGGAAAGAUAUCACGGAGAGAAUUGCUUAAAAUAAAUGAAACAGAAGAUAAAACAGUUUAA
Acanthocheilonema viteae is the source of this 1500-nucleotide messenger RNA. The record is from the annotation of a GenBank genome assembly. Lineage: Eukaryota; Metazoa; Nematoda; Chromadorea; Rhabditida; Onchocercidae.